CACUCACGAACUAGACAUACCUCCACUAUACCACCGUCACCGCGAUCGCUGCAGAUCCUGAUCCCAACCCCAAGAUCUCAUAUUCGAUUACCUGUCACCAGUGAUUCCUCACACCGCCAUUAUGAACGUCACGCUCAAAAUCUGCUCUGUCCUCGCUCUAGCCGUCUCCGCACUGGCGUUGCCCACGACUGACACGCGAGUUAUCCAACUCCGCCUUUGGGGCGAAACCGGUUGUGCCGAGGAGAACAACGGCGAACUCGGCCUGUACCAAUCCGGGCUUAAUGAAUGUGGCACCUUCGCAGGUCCCGAAGCCAUCCACUCUAUCACCACCUACUACGUUGUAUCCGGAUAUGCUGCGCAAUUCUUCACCGACUCGAAUUGUCAGGAAGGCCUUCAGAAUGUAACAACACCAGGAUGUCUCAACGGUGACACUGCGUUCGCCAGCUAUAAGCUGGUUUUGACCUAGUAGUGGAUUGGAAGCAGAUGAGCAGUGCAGAGAUGGAUAGAUGAUAUUGAACUAUAGUUGUGAAUGUUAAGAGAAUAGUGCACUAUAUUCAUGAUCGAGAAUAUGCGAGAUUCCAAAGAAACAGACUAUGUAAAGAGAACCGACAUGAUAUGAGUAGAAUUCAGCUUCGAUACGUCUGCUAUUUUCCUUGUGAUAUAAAAUACUAUAAAGAGCAUUUGGAC
Aspergillus welwitschiae is the source of this 687-nucleotide messenger RNA. RefSeq lists its product as uncharacterized. NCBI's taxonomy places the organism in Eukaryota, Fungi, Ascomycota, Eurotiomycetes, Eurotiales, Aspergillaceae. Bases 122 to 466 code for a protein of 114 amino acids. The transcript is spliced from 2 exons. The record is from RefSeq and is a predicted model, not a curated record.